This is a messenger RNA of Lampris incognitus (smalleye Pacific opah), 2379 nucleotides long. RefSeq names its product protocadherin alpha-3-like. The record is from RefSeq and is a predicted model, not a curated record. The coding region runs from base 1 to 2379 and encodes 792 amino acids. Gene Ontology annotation, biological process: homophilic cell-cell adhesion. Lineage: Eukaryota; Metazoa; Chordata; Actinopteri; Lampriformes; Lampridae. Gene Ontology annotation, molecular function: calcium ion binding. The transcript has a single exon. Gene Ontology annotation, cellular component: plasma membrane.
AUGGGGACCGGAGGACUAUGGCGAAGGAGAGAGUAUAGUCGAUAUUUUUUCCAUUUUAUUCUGCUGCUGUGCUUCGGGGAGCUGGCUUCGGCUCAGAUACGGUACUCUAUCUCCGAGGAGGUAAAAGAGGGAUCCAUUAUUGGAAAUGCUGCGAAGGAUCUGGGCCUCGAAAUCGCCUCUUUGACCGACCGAAGGUUGCGUAUUGUCUCUGGUCCUAAGGACGCUUAUUUUGCGGUAAAUGAAAACAGCGGCGCCCUGUAUGUCCAUCGGAGGAUCGACAGAGAGGAGCUUUGUCGAGGCAGUAGCACUUGCCUCCUGGAGCUUAAACUUGUCGUCGAAAACCCUCUCGAAAUACAUUACGUCGGGGUAGAAAUCACUGAUGUGAACGACCACCCCCCUGUCUUUCCGGAGAGGGAACAAACCUUUGAGAUAGCCGAACACACGCUGCCCGGAACACGGUUUCAGCUCCACGCUGCUCGGGACCCCGAUGUCGGCAUCAACUCGAUCCGCACGUACACUGUGACGUCAAACGAUCACUUCGAAAUUGAUAUUCGGCAAAGCGAUGAGGAUAAAAUCCCCUUUUUGGUGUUGCGGAAGGCAUUAGAUCGAGAACAAAAGAGCAACCACUCGCUGCUAGUAACUGCGGUGGACGGAGGUAAGCCCCAGAGAUCAGGGACACUUUACGUUUCAGUUGUUGUCCUUGACGCUAAUGAUAACCGCCCCAUGUUUAGUCAGGACACAUACCAGGUCGCCAUACCUGAGAACGUCAAAGUUGGCACCGCUGUUACAAGAGUGACUGCGAUAGAUCCGGAUGAAGGGGCUAACGGCGAUGUUAAAUACAGUCUUGGCAAAACCUUGAGUCGAAAAGUCUACGACGUUUUUGAGCUGGACGGUUUUAGUGGAGAAAUUAAAGUGAAAGGAGGAGUGGAUUUCGAGGAGGCAGCGGUGUAUAAGAUGGACGUGCAAGCAUCGGAUCAAGGAACACCUCCGUUAUCAGUGGAGUGCAGGGUUAUUAUAAAGAUAAUAGACGUUAAUGAUAAUGCACCUGAAAUAGAGGUCACAUCACUUUCAAAUACCGUGUCUGAAGGCUCAAAGCCCGGCACGGCUAUUUCUCUGAUCAGUGUCUCAGACAAAGACUCAGGCGUCAAUGGAAAUAUAAUUUCACGCAUAUCCGAGAAUGUGCCUUUUGAAUUAAAACCGUCCUAUAAGGACAACUUGUAUUCGGUUGUAACUAAAGGAGAAUUAGAUCGAGAGAUGUUUUCAAGUUAUGAUAUAACCAUAAAAGCCACUGAUUGCGGUGAACCUCCCUUGUCCACUUUUAAAACUCUGAGUAUUCAGAUAUCGGAUGUAAAUGACAACAGUCCACAAUUCCAACAAGAUCCCUUAGAGUUGUACCUGGUGGAAAAUAACGCCGCUGGUAUGUCAAUAUUCUCUGUAAGCGCAUCAGAUAAGGAUUCAAAUGAAAAUGCCGCCAUUUCCUAUCAUGUCUUCCGAGAAGGGGGUCAACAUGACAUGACGUCUUUCCUGAAUAUCAAUUCCGAUAAUGGUCAAAUCUCCGCGUUAAAAAGUUUUGACUUUGAAACUUUGAAGACUUUCCAAUUCCACGUGGUUGCCACAGACUCCGGAAGUCCCCCGUUGCGCAGCAACGUGACAGUGAACGUGUUCAUCCUGGAUCAGAACGACAACGCUCCAGUCAUCUUGUAUCCAGUCAGCGCUAACGGUUCUGCUGAAAGUGUGGAGGAGAUUCCCCGCAAUGUGAACGCAGGUCAUCUGGUGACUAAAGUGAGAGCGUAUGACGCUGAUAUAGGAUAUAACGGCUGGUUGUUAUUUUCACUGCAGGAAGUCACUGACCACAGUCUGUUUGGUUUGGACCGCUACACAGGACAGAUAAGAACACUUCGCUCAUUCACAGAGGCAGACGAGGUUGAACAUAAACUGGUCAUACUGGUGAAAGACAAUGGGAACGUGUCACUCUCAGCAACAGCUACUGUGGUGGUCAAGGUUGUGGAGCCCAAAGAGGCUUUUGCUGCUUCUGAUGUUAAAAGCGCAGCAAAAGAUGAAGAUGAGGACAAUGUGACACUUUAUUUGAUGAUAACUUUGGGCUCAGUUUCAGCACUUUUCCUCAUCAGCAUCAUCGUAUUGUUUGUAAUGCAGUGCUCCAAACCUGCAGACUAUUCCUCCAAGUAUUUACAAGACCCUAAUUAUGACGGGACUCUGUGUCACAGCAUCCAGUACAGAUCUGGAGACAGACGGUACAUGUUAGUUGGACCCAGAAUGAGUAUAGGAUCUACUAUAGUCCCAGGAAGCAAUGGGAAUACUCUAGUGGUCCCAGACAGGAGGCGAACAUCUGGAGAGGUAAGAAAGGAAAUCAAAUGUUGA